Molecule: messenger RNA, 795 nt
Organism: Drosophila persimilis
Lineage: Eukaryota; Metazoa; Arthropoda; Insecta; Diptera; Drosophilidae
Exons: 4
Coding region: 1-795 (264 amino acids)
Cellular component (GO): extracellular region
Molecular function (GO): chitin binding
Source: RefSeq, a predicted model, not a curated record
AUGUCCCAAAAUAACAACAGUUUUAUUCCAAUUUUGGCAGUGCUAUUUCUGGCCUUUCUGGUGGGCCAAACCGUAUCCGAGUGCAAUGUCUGUCAAUCGAAUAAAGUUGCCUGCAUCAAUUCCACUUCCUUCUAUCUGUGCUUUGGCGAUGGAACACCGCACACGGAUCAACUCUACCACUGCCUUGAAGGCUUCGACUGCACAAAUCUGACUGCGAUCUGUACCCAGAAGAGCAACCAGCGGCCGCCCAGCUGUGGGGACACCUCCCAGUGCGGUCAGUGCAGCGCCCAUCGGAACUUUCUGUUCGCCUGCCUGAGCCGUGGCAUCUUUCAGAUGUGCUAUGGGGCUGUCAGUCCCACUGGGAAGUUCGGUUAUUGUCCCACUGGCAUGGUUUGUGAUGCCAGCACCGAUAGUAUCUGUGUUCCUGAGGUGGCGAAUCAAACGCUGACCUGUGACCUCAACGAUCAGCUGGUGGAUACGACCACAGCGUCGCCGACUUCCAGUACAUCACCCGAUCCUAAUGAGAGUACAGAGAGCACCCCUACAGUACCUACAAUACCUACAGUACCUACAACCACUAUGAAACCCCUGACCCCCUUGGAAGUGUGUACGCAGCACCUGGAGACGGGCCUGUAUCCCACAGAUCCUCCGGAUACCAGUUGCAAGCGCUACAUCAGUUGCUACAUUAAAAAUAGCAUUGUUGUUCAAGCCAAGGAAUACGAUUGCCCGACGGACUCCUAUUUCGAAGCAGAGAUGCAGAAGUGCUCAUACAUGAAGCCUGCUACUUGUCUUUAA